Pistacia vera is the source of this 1976-nucleotide messenger RNA. Its product is annotated as triacylglycerol lipase 1-like. The transcript has 11 exons. NCBI's taxonomy places the organism in Eukaryota, Viridiplantae, Streptophyta, Magnoliopsida, Sapindales, Anacardiaceae. Bases 1 to 1467 code for a protein of 488 amino acids. The record is from RefSeq and is a predicted model, not a curated record.
AUGGCGCUCAAAAUGGCUUCCAAGGGUAAAGGAAAAGGGAAACAAGUAGACAAUAGGUUUGUUAGUGAAAAGGCUUGGCAAUGUUAUGAAGGUGCAAUCAAAAGAAAAGAUAAGGGGUUUAUUGCCAAGUGUGGAUUGACCACAGCCCAUGCAGAAGCUUGGAGUCGAGGAAGAAAGUGGGAUAUCUUUAUGAGUGAACCUGAAGAUUUAGCCAUAGAGCCAAUAGUGAGAGAAUUCUAUGCUAAUUUCCCUGAGUGUGAUUCCGGACAUGUGUAUGUAAGAGGUAUUGAUGUGUCGAUAGAUGCGAAGGUUGUCAAUGAUUUUUAUAGAAUUGAUCCCAUUGACCGUGAUGAGUAUAUGGAAUUUAAGAAGAAGCUGAUUAAGGAGGAGGAGAUACUUAAGAUUCAAACAAAGGAUGGCUACUUAUUGGGUCUCCAACGUGUGUCAUCGAGGAAUGCUAAUCUAAGAGUUGGGCGAGGUCCUCCUGUUUUGCUGUUGCAUGGUCUCUUUAUGGGAGGUGAUGCGUGGUUUUUGGACUCUCUAGAGGAGUCAUUGGGCUUCGUCCUUGCAGAUCAUGGUUUUGAUGUAUGGGUUGGAAAUGUGCGUGGAACGCGUUGGAGUCAUGGGCAUAUAUCAUUAUCUGAGAACAACAAGGAUUUUUGGGAUUGGAGUUGGCAGGAAUUGGCUCUGUACGAUGCUGCAGAAAUGAUACACACUGUAAAUAUGAUCACAAGCUCAAAAAUCUUCAUUGUUGGACAUUCACAGGGAACAAUCAUAACUUUGGCUGCUCUCACCCAGCUGGAUAUAGUCAAAAUGGUUGAGGCUGCUGCUCUUCUGUCGCCAAUAACGUACUUAGAACAUAUUAGUGCUCCUCUUGUACUAAGAAUGGUUGCCGUGCAUCUUGAUCAGAUGAUUUUUGCUAUGGGCUUACAUCAAGUGAACUUUAGAAGUAAUGUGUUAAUCAGUCUUGUCGACUCUCUAUGCGAUGGCCAUUUAGAUUGCAAUGACUUACUAACUACCAUAACAGGAAAGAAUUGUUGCUUCAAUAACUCACGAGUGGACUUCUAUCUGGAAUAUGAACCUCAUCCUUCUUCUGCAAAAAACAUGCGCCAUCUGUUCCAGAUGAUCCGUAAGGGUACUUUUUCGCUGUACAAUUAUGGAAUCUUCAAAAACUUGAAGCUAUAUGGUCAGACAAAACCCCCAGCAUUUGAUCUUAGCCGCAUUCCCAAGUCAUUGCCAUUAUGGAUGUGUUAUGGUGGAAAUGAUGCUUUAGCAGACGUGACAGAUGUACAGCAUACUCUAAAGGAAUUGCAGUCGACACCAGAAUUGCUUUAUCUCGAAAACUAUGGUCACAUGGACUUUAUUUUGAGCAUAAAAGCGAAGGAAGAUUUUCACAACCAUAUGAUUGCGUUUUUCAGGAUGCAAGAUCAAGCAAGUCAUUUUGACAAGAGUGAGAAGCUUGUUUGAAGAUGAACUUCCUCUGGGAUUGUGGAGAAGCCACAUGACGCUAAACACUGGGGGCGUGCUGAAUGUGCUUCUCUUUCGGAAAGAAGUGGCUUAUGUCAGAAAACAAGAGAGAAGACGGAGUAGCAGUUCAAUAUUAUGAUACUGCCAAAGUGUGUCAGAGAGGAAGAGAGAAGAGAAAAUGUAUUUUCUGUAUAUAUGUAUAAGCCUGUACAAUAGCCAAUUUAUACAAAUUUUGUAAAUGUAGAAAAGGAAAUUAAUAAAUACAAAUAAAUGUAAUUCAUUUAAUCAAUCAUAUAAAUUUAUAUGAUUGAUUGAAUGCUAAAAUCACUCAUUGAUCUCUUCCAGUAGAGAUCAAGGAAAAGCUGUGCAUUCCAUAUUUCCACACUUCUCCUCAAGCUUGUGGUUUGUAGAUAUCAAAAACCCCAAGCUUGCUAAGUAGAUAUGAAUGUUGUCUGCUGCAUAAUGGCUUUGUGAAAAAUGUCUGCUGGUUGUUCUGAAGUACAAAUGUG